Molecule: messenger RNA, 1825 nt
Organism: Carya illinoinensis
Lineage: Eukaryota; Viridiplantae; Streptophyta; Magnoliopsida; Fagales; Juglandaceae
Product: organelle RRM domain-containing protein 6, chloroplastic-like
Exons: 4
Coding region: 1390-1680 (96 amino acids)
Biological process (GO): cytidine to uridine editing; chloroplast mRNA modification
Cellular component (GO): chloroplast
Molecular function (GO): RNA binding
Source: RefSeq, a predicted model, not a curated record
UCCCAAUUAUACGAAUACGAUUAGAAAUAUUUUGCUCUCUUUCCCUUUCGGUGUUUUCGUUUUUGUCUUUUGCUCCCAAUUGGGAUUGAACUUUUUUGGAUUAAAAAUGAUUAAUUGUUAAAAAUUAAACCAAAGAGGAAAAACGGCUUUGCAAUCCAUGGUGCUCCAUCUGCUGUUGUGGUACACCGGUGUGUAACGCUGUAUUUUUCUGGUCCUGUUGACCUUUUACGGCUGAUUUGUUUGUUGACUGCUCGAAAUCUCAGCACUGUUUUAGCAUAAAUCACAAAACUGUGUUAUCAUAGCUUUGCAUUUUCUUCUGAAAGAAGCUUUCUUAUAUUCAUUAGUUAGCUCCUAUACGUUUUAAUCUUUUCUAUUUACCAUAGAUUUCUCAUAUACAUCUUAGUCGUUACUUUUGAAUUUAUUUGCUUCCAAAGAAACUCUACAUAAUUUUUGAGUAUUAAACCUUGCGGGGUAUCAUCUAGGGAAACAAAGUACCAACAAUUAACAUUUAGCCUCUACGAGUAUGUUACUACCUGCCGGAUUAUUUUAUUUUAUUUUUUAUAUUAAUAAUGAUAUUAUUACUUAUUAUUACCAUCAUUGAUGGUGCUAUUUGUUUUCUUUUGAUGGGGGGUGUCAGUUGCUCAAUAAAGUUGCAGUUUUUCUUGUUGCUAUUAUAUGGCUGAGAUGAAAUACAUAUAUGGCACUGGAUGCCGAAAAGUUUUAGUGACCGAUGUUUAUAACGAAGUUAUUAAGAAAGAAAAAUUAUAUUCAUAAGCCGAUGUCUAAGACAUAUUACAUACUGGCAGGGUUUGGUCUGUAAGAAAAUUUACAAAUUUAAAUCUUACAGAUCAAAUCAUACCGCAAAUGAUAUGGAUGGUGUAUUCUCACACCGGCUUGUUAAUAGAAGGACUCAUUGAGAAAUAUCCUUUUAUAACUCAUUGGUAACAAGGAUUGAAGUCAUUACAAAAUUAAUCUGGCAGCGCUCUUUAUCAAUUACAUAUUUGAUGUCCAUGUCAGUCACAUAUCUCAUAUGCAUAUCAUACACUUGUCAUGCUUUACUAGCUGGUAUGGAUACUUCAAACUUGCUGCCUAGUUUUUACUUCUGCUGGACAGCUCUGUUACAGAUCUCACGUAUACAUACCCUUAUGUGACAGUGCCAUAUAUAUAUAUGACAUGGAUCCUGCAGUCUUGCUGCAUUGUUCAAUUCACUUCUGUUGGAUCCCAAUCUGUAUAUACAUGAAUAUAUAUUCUAGCGUACUAUGCUAUGCAGUAUGAUAGUUCCCAAUUGGUGCACAAGACUCCAUUGGGCCAAAGAGCAGGGAAAAACACUUUCAAUCAGCUUAAGAAAGUUUUUAGUGAUGUUACUAAGCUGAAGCGCUCUAAGGAACGAUGUACCUUGAUUACUUUACUGAUUGUCUCUCUUUUCGUACCACCGAAGAGAGCUUACGAAAGGCUUUCGAAAACUUUGGUCAACUCGUAGAAGUCAAUCUAGUGAUGGAUAAAAUAGCAAAUAGGCCAAGAGGGUUUGCUUUCAUUCGUUAUGUGACGGAGGAGGAAUCCCAAAAAGCUAUUGAGGGAAUGCAUGGGAAGUUUUUGGAUGGUCGGGUGAUAUUUGUGGAAGUAGCAAAAUCUCAGUCAGAACUCCGCCAGAGUUUUAAACAAAACAGAAGACAGUAUUGAAGAGCUAGUUUGGUAGCCUCAGACUUGAUAUUGGUUGUGAAGUGCAACUAAGCUUGUCACCGGCACUAGGAUGACAAUUUUCCAUUGUAGAAUAGUAUUGAAUAGUGAGACCUGUCUGAUUACAUUGUUUAUAUUGCUCUCUCUC